Messenger RNA from Monascus purpureus, 3210 nucleotides. The record is from the annotation of a GenBank genome assembly. Lineage: Eukaryota; Fungi; Ascomycota; Eurotiomycetes; Eurotiales; Aspergillaceae.
AGAACAUCCAGCCACAGCCAACGAUUGUUUUGUAUCCGCCUCAGCCCGAUGCCUACAUGCACGACGCAUACGAGCAGUGGCAACACCAGGCGUGGCUGAGUCCUCCCGUCAGCUUCAGUAUGAUCUACCGGAUCUCCAAGGACAGGCUCCCAGAGGUCCGAAGGCAAACCUAAUCAUGCAUGAUUAAGAUCGCUGCUAAUAACCAUGGCUCUGCCUCUUUCUUGCAACCACUUACGUAUUCUAUGGGUGACUUUGAACAAGCUUCCGGACUUCCAUCCAGACGCUCCAGCCCCCGCCUUGGUCAGAAGUCCUUUUAUCCCCCUCUCCUUCCUGCCUCCUAGAUUAUUAUGACAUGUCUGCGGCCACUUCCAUCUCCUUUUUUCUAUCUGCAGGAUAAUCCGAGCGUCGUCCUAACAUCAUGGCCGGUGCAUGUGCGAAACGAGGGUGUCGCUGCUGCGACACCGACCUUUCGACUGGCCCAUCUGCAGAUCAUGCUGCCUCCGCUGCACUGUAUGUGACACAUCCUGAACGCAGAAUCGCUGUACGUGAACCUGAUGUGGAUAUUUUCGGCUCAGGCGGUACCGGCUUUUCCCCAAGCCAUAACCGUGCUUCCGCGAGUGCUGCUGCUAUUCUCGCGCACACCAAGAGCCGGGCGCGCGAACCUUCGGAGAUUAGAAAGGAACCCGGCGUGUACUCAUCCACGCAGCAUAUUCAGGACUACUACGCUUCUGAAAUACGAGAUGGAACGCCUUUAACCCCGGAAGGAUUCCACGCUGCGUUGUCCGCUGCCAGAGACCGUAGAUCUUUAGCAAGUCUACCUUCCUUACCGGUGGGCGUACGACCUGACCUCACCAAAGUGGAGGAGCCUGCAGAACGGUCGCGAACUCCUAGUCCUGACGGCGGGGCUCUUAGGGCAGCUACGGGGGCUUUUUCGAUCAGCAGGAAAAGAGCUGAUUCUGCUCCCACGAAACCGGCGCGUACAACCGACUCUGUUUAUGCACUAUCAGCAGCCGGUCUGUCUCAUAAAUAUCGUGUGGAGCCCGAGGGGCCGUUUGAUAAUCUCGACCGUGCUGUUGAAGCGAGCCGAAUCCAACAUGUUGCGGAUCCCAACCCUAAGUUAUACACUUCGACACCUCCGGUUGCACUUGAAGUGGAAGAGGUGAGAAGGAAUGAUGUGUUGCGUGCAGCGGCAACUUCAAUGGCGCGUGAGAUGUACCCUAUAUCAGUAGAGAAGACCGACCGGGGAUCCGCUAUUGCUGUUAGUGCUGCUCAGGUGGGCCAUGAUCGUAUGCGCCCUCAUGAGCCUACUGCCACAGAGGACCCGUCAGCGGCGUUCAAGCGGGCCUUGAAUUUGCAGGGUGCCGCGCAGAAGAUUGCGUCCGAGAAGCUGGCGAGAAUGCAAUACCAGGACUUGUACCACGACUACUACGGGACAGGGCAACCUGCCCGCUCUCGCUUGUCGAUCCGUCUGAAAAGGACACCGAGCGACAUAGACGCUUCAAAGGUCGACAAUGAACGAUCUAAGGAGAUAAGAAGGCAAAUGGCAAGCCUGCAAACUAGAUUGGACAAGCUGGACGAGAGGAGGCGAAUAGAGCAAGACGAGAAGAGGCAGAAAGACCGUGACGAACUGAUGGAAGUCGCAAGGAGAAACGUACAUGCUACCAUGCAUGAUUUGGAGACGAAAGUCUAUGCCGAGAAAGGUCUGCCUACGCCUGCACAGCAGAGAGAAUGGGAAGAGGCAGCGCAGGAACGGGUGCGGCUUGAGAGGGAGGCCCAGCUCGCCGGUUCGGAGAGAGUCCUUAUCGGUGCUGACCAGUACGUGGACAGAGCAGAUGUCGAAGCCGUUGCCCGAGCGAGGAUCCAACCUACACUUGAUGAAAUCACAGACCGUACAAGUGAACAGAAGGCCAAAGAAUUCGAACAACAUUUAGAUAGGGAAGAAAUGAAACGCCGAGUAACUAGGGAACGUGAACGAGAAGCCGAUACAAGAGCCGAAGAGAAAAGACUGAGAGGUGGGUUGAAGGAUCAUCUUAUUACCCGCUUCUUGCUGUUGGCACGUCUUAAUAAGGACCAAGACCGGCUAAUAACAGAAUUCCAGAUUUUUUGAAACGGGAGGCGAAAGAGAAGUCACGAUUGCGCAGAAGCAAGUCGAAGAAGACCCGGCAGGAACCUGCUGCCGAAAAAGAUAUCAUCAGCCCGAGGACAAGCAAGGAAGAAGAAAAUGUCCCGUCUGAAGUAUCACAUGAAGCACGAUCUGAUGCAACUCGCCAGGGGGACACUGAAGAGGAGAGUGCUACUGGCGCCGUCUCAGAUGCUGCUGGGGAGCAGGCUGAAGUCAGCCAAGCGCAAGCCGCCCCGGAGGAAGCAGCACCACCCCCCAAAAAGGAAUCAAGAAUCAGAGCCUGGUUCAGAGGACGUCGAUCAAGUGGGACGCACCGUGCAGUUGAAACCGCUUCUGAAGAGAAGACAGAAAGCGUUCCAGAGCCUUCCGAAGCGGGAGCUGAUACACCUCUAGGAGCUGACGGAGCCCCGUACGGUGAUGCCCGACUGGCUCCUCUCGGUUCACACCCUGUCAGGAGUAGAAACGGGAUUGAAGGACUUGAAAAUGGAAAUCAAAGCAACGGUCAUGUCCACAAGUUCGAAAAGACAGCCGCUAACGGUGAACCACGGCAAUCAAGGAAAGAUAUUUACGAAAAUGAAGCGAAGGCACUACACAAUGGGUCCGAGGGCGCUCUCGACGCUAACCAGGCCAGCAUAGUAGAGCAGGAAGCACUGCGUGAUAGUGCAAUCCAUCAGGGCUUGCCUGUGCCGCUUCCAAUUGGGACGUCCACGAGCGCCGGUAGUCACCGUGAGUCGAGAUUUUCGGAGGAAUUAUAGCAUGAACUGUUUCUUUUGUUUAAUGCUCUUAUUUGCUUGGUACAUACGUGGCUGUCGUGAUAAGUUUCUAUUAAUUUCCCGAGUUUCUUAUUUGUGUCCCGAUACAGACGCCCUGGAUGACUUUCUGAUUUGUUUGUCUGCGCUGUCUACGUACUCUUGGACGAUUUGUCAAAUGGUGGUUGUCUGCUUACUAUUAAGAAUUGGAUAUUCCCGAACUUCAAGCUUGGAGGGGUUGAUGACAAGAAAUGCGUGUAAUGAUGGUUAAUAAUAGUAUUACUACUAAUAAUAUUGUUGGGACUUAGUGCCGUAUACACUAAAAAAGCAAGAACAAAA